AUGGGGACACUCAGCGGCGCUGAACGCCGCGCCAAGGCCCUCAAGGGCGUCGUGCGAAUCUUCGCAGUCUCCGACAUCCACGUAGACUACCCCGUGAACCUUGAGUGGGUGGAUGCCCUCGCGGCGAGGACCGACCUCGCGAACGACGUCCUCAUCCUCUGCGGCGACGUUUCGGACCGCCUGCCACUCCUCCGCCACACUCUCCACCAGCUGUCCUCCGCCUUCGGCCUAGUCGUGUUCGUUCCGGGCAACCACGAGCUCUGGGUGCGCGGCGAGAUCGCCCGCGGGGACCCGGUGGACUCCCCCGGCCGCCUCGCGUGGAUCGGCGACACCUGCGAGGAGCUCGGGAUCGCAAUCAAGCCCGUCCGCGUAGGCGCCUGCAUGAUCGUGCCUCUGCUGUCGUGGCAUCACAAGAGCUUCGACACGGAGCCCGACGUGGACGGCCCGACCGCGCGGCUGUUCGCAUGCGCGGACUACAAGGCGUGCAGGUGGCCCGACUGGGUGCCGGGCGCGGACAGGAACGGGUCGGAAGAGCUCGCCGCGUGGGUUGACGCGUUGAACGACGUCGGGCGCGACGUUCCGGGGAGCAGCGACGUCGUGGGUGGAUCUGAGGGGGCUCAAGAUGUGGCGCGAGCGCUGGGCCGGGGGCUGACGGCGCUGGGCGCCGCAGAGGUUGCCAGGCAGCACAGCCUGCAUGUCAUCACGACGGCGCACUUCCUGUCCGACAUCCGCCUUCUGCCGGAGAAGAGGUUCCUGUAUCUGCCGGCGCUCGCGAAAGCGUGCGGCUCGCUGCCGCUGGCCGCGCGGCUCCGCGCCGUGCGGAACGCCGCUGGCGGCGGCUGCGGUGUCGCGUCUACGCAUGUGUUCGGGCACAGCCACUUCGCGUGGGAUACCGGUGCGGAGGACGCGUGGGAGCGCGGGGCGGGGCUCGGCGACGGCGCGAGGUACAUGCAACUCCCGCUGGCGUACCCCGACGAGCGGGCGCGCCGAUUGCCAUCCCUGAUGCCUGCGCCGGGCGUGCAUGCGGCGCGCGGGGGCUUCGAGGCCGACCGCGACAGCAUCGAGAGGGCGUGCGAGGACGUGGAUCACGUCCGCUCGCCGUGGCUGCCCGCGUGCGUGUACACCACGCUCUGUGGUGACAGCGACGCAGGGGGCGCCGAGGCGGGCGAGGCGCGCUCCGUCGUGGGCCCCGCGCCGCGCAUGGCGUGCAGUUGGAGCUCGUACUACGAGCACCGAGCGCGGACGCCCGAGGACGUGACGGUGGCGCCGUGGGUGGCACGGCGGCGAGCACGGCGGCGUGAGGACCUCAGCUGA
Pedinophyceae sp. YPF-701 is the source of this 1314-nucleotide messenger RNA. Lineage: Eukaryota; Viridiplantae; Chlorophyta; Pedinophyceae. The record is from the annotation of a GenBank genome assembly.